GAGAGGGAGGACGCGCCGUCCAUCACCAUGAAGCUCGUCGACCAUGUGGUGAGGAGCUUCAAGGUGGCCAAGGUAUUCCGCGAGAACACGGAUCGGAUAAACAGCAUCGACUUCUCGCCGAACGGCGACACCCUGAUCUCCUGCUCGGAGGACGACCAGAUCGUCAUAUACGACUGCGAGAAGGGCACGCAGGUGCGGACGGUCAACUCCAAGAAGUACGGCGUCGACCUGAUACACUUCACCCACGCCAAGAACACCGCGAUACACAGCAGCACCAAGGUCGACGACACGAUCCGCUAUCUCAGCCUGCACGACAACAAGUACAUACGUUACUUUCCCGGUCACUCGAAAAAGGUAGUAUCGCUAUGUAUCAGCCCCAUCGAGGAUACGUUCCUCUCUGGUUCCUUAGACAAAUCCCUACGACUGUGGGACCUGCGCUCGCCGAAUUGCCACGGGGUGAUGAACGUCUCGGGCCGACCGGUGGCUGCGUACGAUCCGGAGGGUCUUAUCUUCGCCGCUGGCGUCAAUUCCGAAAGUAUCAAGCUGUACGAUCUGCGCAGCUUCGAUAAGGGCCCAUUCGUCACCUUCAAGCUCUCGCAGGAGAAGGAGUGCGAUUGGACCGGAUUGAAGUUCAGCAGAGACGGCAAGACCAUCUUGAUCUCCACUAACGGUAGUACGAUUCGUUUAAUCGACGCUUUUCACGGUACGCCCUUACAGACUUUCGCCGGAUAUCUCAACAACAAGGGGAUCGCCAUAGAGGCCAGUUUUAGUCCGGAUUCCCAAUUUGUGUUCAGUGGCUCCACGGAUGGUAGGGUGCAUGUGUGGAACGCGGAGACCGGUUACAAAGUUUGCGUGCUGAAUGGUGACCAUCCGGCACCGGUGCAGUGUAUCCAGUUCAAUCCCAAGUACAUGAUGCUGGCGUCGGCGUGCACCAACAUGGCUUUCUGGCUGCCCACCAUCGACGAGAACGCAUAAGACUAAUUUAUGUGGAAUGCAGAGCUAUAUACGCCAGAAGAGCUGUGCACUUUGUAAAAGGAAGAACGACAGAGAGGGAGAGGAACAGGGCAAGGAGUGUGCGGGAAGAGAGAGAGACAGACAGCUGAGAGCCAACAACCAAUCGGAUGUUUUAUAACUUGUUCGAACGAAUAUAUUUACAUUGCAUUUACAUUAUGUGCAUGAAACUGGAAUGUGUCGCAAAGCUGUCGGUAUGGCAUUACCAAUUUUCGAAAAUGUAUCCGAGGGAGCAUCGUGAGAAUUCAUGAGGUAAUUCGACCAGCUGGCCCACGGCUAGGCGGUUUCAAGAAGGUCCACGUGGAACGCAACUUUCGAUCGUCAUCAUCGUCGUCGUCGUCAUUGUCUUCAUUAUACACAAAUAUAGGAGGAUAUCCAUGUCUCGUAAAUGUUUCGAAUGUGUCGCGUAUAAAUAGCCUCUUCUUGCGUACCUGUGUGUAAUCGUUUAAACGAUACGUGGAAAAGAAAAUAACGCAAUCUGUCGCGCGCGGGAAGAGGCAUCUUCGGACUUCGUCCGUUCCCCAGGGGCAGUCGACCGCGUUUUGCCCCAACUGUGUUCGAGAGAGGGAAAAAAUUGCCGUAGAACGAAUUUUCUCGUCUAGCGCUAGCUGUUGCCAGAUACGCCUGUGGUGUAGAACGACGCGCUACCGGAAGCGAUACCGAUCAUCCGAGAAUUUUGUAAGCUAAACGUGGAAACAGCUUUUCGACCUAGAGACGGGCAUGAUUCGCGUGUUCCGAGUACGGCGUUCUUUUGAAUACAGCCACGCGUUCGAUUGAAUUUACACUGAGUAAAGAAGUCGUCCGGCAAAAUCGAAAAUGUAAUCGGCGACUCGGUUUUCGGCCACCCAUCGGUACGACAGUGCAACACGUUACGUUAUUAUUACGCUUUACAUUUUUGAUAACCGGUCACGCGCGUCGCCUCAGACACGGCGUGUUAUAGAAAUGUUAAUUUAAUUUAAUUAAAAACGCGCCAAAGCGCGCGCGAGCGAUCUCCGAAUAGUCGUUUAGAUCCCAUUGACGUUUCAGCAGACAGUCUGUAAAGCGAAUCGUACAUCUGAUUGUAAUACCAUUACGCUCUGAUUCGUACAUGGCCGUAUACAGGAUAGGUUUGUCCUUUUUUCGGGCUCGAAACCGCGAGGGGAAUCAUCGCGCGAAAUGAGGAAUGGAAUUCGUAAUUUUUUUGUUGUGAUAUUACUUCGUCUUUGACAUUGGUGGUUUUGUCUAUUUUACGACGUAAGUAAUACGACGUAAUAGUAUAGGUGUUAUCAACCUUCAAUUCUUAUCUCACCCGUUUAGCUUUCGUAUAUACGUAGUUCUAGGUAAUACGUGAGAUAACGCCACGCGUUAUCUCAUAGUUGCCAAUGAAGACUCGAGACCGCGAACGUAGCCGGUGUUAAAUACGUAGUACAUAGAAACUAUCGCCUCUUGAAGCCCGUAUGGAGCGCGUGUAAGGUCGUCGUAACAAGGACGUGAAAUAUCGACUCUUUUUUCCUGUAUGCGGCCAUGCUCGAUCCUCAUACGUAGACCGUUUCGGAAACACCUAAUUGCGUCCCGCGUACGCGAGCCGAAAGCGUAAUAUACACCUGGAUAGCGAUCGUGUGACUUCUUCCCCGGGGCGUAGACGUGAAAAAGUGAAAGAUUUCUCCACUAGUUUCAUGACAAAAGUGUUCACACUGACAUUUUUCACAUUUUUUCGCGCCAGGGAAAAAGCUACAUGAUCGGCUACCCCGGAUGGAUUCCCGAUAAUCGAAGGCAGUGAAGACGGCGGAAAAGAUCGUCGCCGGUGCUGAAAGCCUCCCCACCGCUUUCAAAACAAAUCGCGCUUCUCGUUUCAAGAGAAGCCACGAGAUCGUGUUUCUCCAUCAUCCGUGGGUGAUCGACGAUGGUGUGAGCAACCGGCGCUGAUCUUGGCCGUCGUCGAAGACGAGGAUGUAACCAGGAGGCGCACUAGAUAUCAGCGCGAAAGAGCGAUAGAGCGACACUGUGAACGUAACGUAUUUAUUAUGAGAUAACAAGCAAGAUGAUAUUUCCUUUUAUCACCGAUUGUAACUUUAACGAUCAGUUAUAAAGGGACGAAGGAAAAGGCGAAGAGACAGAAAGAGAAGGAAGAAAAGAAAAACGCGUGUCCUGACGAAUGGAUAAAGUCCUCCGCGCGACAAGGUGUUGCUUCACUCGCGGUGCGUAAUUAUUCACCGCGGCGACAUGCGUGCAUAAUUGUCGGCAACAACUUUGCGUUUACCGUAUUGUGAUACAAUGUACAGUCGUGGACGUUAUCGAUUGCACUUUUUUUUUUUUUCAAUAAAUUUCGAAACGCACUAAUAUUUUGCAAAUGCGAACCACGAUUGGUGUACUGUCUCUAGAUUAAAGAUAGUACACCAUCGUGGUUCGAAUUUGCAAAAUAUUAGUUACCUAUAAAAUGUACUCUAUAUAUAUUAAAUGUAUACUAAAAAUCUAUGGAAAAAGUGUCGCAACUUAUAUGUCCACGACUGUACGCCUCUAAUCUACACGCGUGUAACCGGCGGGCCGGAUAAAAAACACGUUCGACAUUCGUAGGAAGCGCGGUUUUUCCUCUUCUUCUGUCCUCUGUUUUUUUUUUAGACGUAAUUGUAUCUCGUGGAUUAAUAUUUGGCGUUUGUAUGCGAUACAGGACGGUAUCUCAAUCUCGUUUUUCAGUGAACAAGAUUUAUGCGUAACGCAGCGUAACAUCCAUUCGCUCGCCAGCAAACGACACGUGAGGUACCACGUCCGCGGUGUUACUCCGCAUCCGAGGCGAAUUAACGCGGCGCGGACGAAUAGGCGAGCGUUGUCGCACGUCCAAUUUCGUUUCUUCGUUAAAAAGACAAGAGAAAAAAAAUGAACAGGAAGGAAAAAACACUUUGCCGUGUAUCCCGCUACCCCGUACACGGUACGAUCGCACGGAGCCGCGCGGCGAGUCUUGCGUUGCAACUGUACGAAUAUCUGAUUCUUCCGACUGCUCUCUCGCGCGCUCUCUCUCUCUCUCUUUCUCUCACAAAUCUCAAAUCUUGCUCUCCGCCGUUUCCGCGGAAGCGCUUACAGUGAUCCAAACUCGAUCGUUGCUCGAUCUAUUCGAUCGCCCGCCGCUCCUGUCUCCAUCCUUUUCGUAUAUGUAUAUAAUAAUUAUAUAUACGGUAGUAUACAUUAUUUCCUGUAGAAUUUUCUAGGCGUCUCCGUUUAACAUAUGUUUCGUGCAAGAGCGAUGUAUUGGUCAAUGAUAUAUUGUUCGAUUGCGCGUGUGUGCGUGCGUGCUUGCGUGUAUAUGUAUAUGUGUGUACGAGCGAGUGAGUACGCUUAGUGCGAGUGAUUAUUAUACGUUUGUAUCCAAUACGAAUCCGUCUGUAUGUGUGUGUGCGUGUGUGUGUGUGUGCGCGCGCGCGCGCCUGCGAUCUGCAUGGGCGAGAGCUUGCCUCCUGCGCUGUAAAAUAGUAUUUUUUAUAACGGCGACGCGGUGUGCGCGAAAAAAAAAAUUGUACUGAUAGGGCGUCUUACCUGCGAACUCGCGCGGGACGAAUCUCGCGUGCGCUUUCGCGAGGGGGAGGGGGGGAAAGAGAAAUUAAUUACACGGAGAGGAGUACAAAGACCUCGACCCUUCAGCUGCGACAGUUUGUUCCGACGUGUUCAGAGCCCUUCCCCCGCCUGAGAUCGUUCACUGAACGCUGUGCAUCGCGCGCGAAUGUAGAAUCAAUUUCUUUUUACGAACAGCAUCACCUGGUGUCGUUUUCAAUCUUUUAUUAGAAUAUAUAGGAAAAUGCGUUUCAAGAGAAGCGUUUCAGAUAAUAUUUAUUUUAUUUUUAUAAUUUAAGGCGCGCGUUUAGCACAGCACAAACGCCCGAAUUGACAUUACAUUGUACAUUAAGACCUUAUGCUGAAAUUAUUGCAAUUACACUGUAAUUAUGCGACUAAUUAUUCAUAUUAAUUAUUGUUCGAUGAGUGAGAGACGUCAUUUGUAUUUAAUAUUACCUCAGAUUGGAUUCUUCGUUAUUUCUUCUCAUGCAGUUUUUUUUUUUUAUGCACAGACACUGCGCGGCGAAAGGGUUGAAGGUCAAUCGAAUCGCCUCGAAUGUUACGAAAAAAUGAUCUUACGUAUUUAGAAUUAAAAUUUGACACACGUACAUACUGCCAGCCAACCGAGCGAGCGCCCGGCCACGGGCCCGCGCCUUCGAUCUCGUUCGAGACUUUUGGAGAGCCCUUAAGAAAAAAAAAGAAACCGAGCGAUCGACUGUACUAUUAUUACGACUAUACCGCUGCUAUUAUUACUACCGCUACGUUAAGCGUUAAUAGAUUAAAACCGCCGGUUCGAAGCCCUACUCGAUCGGCGAACCAGAGUGAUCGCGCUCGAGUGACGAAAAAAAAAAAAAAA
Wasmannia auropunctata (little fire ant) is the source of this 5389-nucleotide messenger RNA. RefSeq names its product WD repeat-containing protein 82 (gene Wdr82). The coding region runs from base 28 to 975 and encodes 315 amino acids. Gene Ontology annotation, molecular function: chromatin binding; protein binding. Lineage: Eukaryota; Metazoa; Arthropoda; Insecta; Hymenoptera; Formicidae. The transcript has a single exon. Gene Ontology annotation, cellular component: Set1C/COMPASS complex. The record is from RefSeq and is a predicted model, not a curated record.